AAUAUUUGGAAAAACAGAGCACAAUCUCCAGUCACAGAGUUUUUAGCUCACAAAGAUUGUUUAAAAUUACCAAAAGCCCUUCCCUGUUUUUACAAACAACUUCGUACAACUAUACCUAAUACCCAACCAGAGAAGUCAACAAACAUGAGAGACGGUCAGAUGCUUCUGUCCUAGUCCUACUCUCUCCCCCCUCUUUCUCGCUCUAUAUAAUGGGGAUGGAUGACCGAUCGGAUCCCCAAAUCUCCUAACUGAAAGAGUUACCAAGCCUCUCUCAACUCUCUUUCAUCUCUUCCACGAUGGCAACAGCCCUGACCUGCUCAGCCGCAGAGCUAGGCCAACACCUCGCCGGAGCCACCAACACAACCGCCGCUGCAACCUACAUCUGCGGUCUCUUUAGUCAAGUACAGAACAACUAUACUGACACAAGAUAUGCCAUCGACACCACAUACCUUCUCUUCUCUGCCUACCUCGUCUUUUCCAUGCAACUCGGUUUCGCCAUGCUUUGCGCUGGUUCUGUUCGUGCUAAGAACACCAUGAACAUCAUGCUCACCAACGUACUCGACGCUGCCGCUGGUGGGCUAUUCUAUUACCUCUUUGGCUAUGCUUUUGCCUUUGGAGAGCCUUCCAAUGGUUUCAUCGGCCGCCACUUUUUUGGUAUGAACAGCUUCCCUAUCGAAAACUAUGACUACAGUCAUUUUUUGUACCAGUGGGCUUUCGCCAUCGCUGCCGCCGGCAUCACCAGUGGUUCUAUAGCAGAGCGAACCCAGUUUAGUGCUUAUCUUAUAUACUCUGCCUUCCUCACGGGCUUUGUUUACCCAGUUGUCUCUCACUGGAUCUGGUCUGCCGAUGGUUGGGCUAGUGCUUUUAACGGGAAUCACUUAUUGUUUGGUUCUGGGGUCAUCGAUUUCGCCGGCUCCGGCGUUGUUCACUUGGUCGGAGGAGUUGCAGGUCUCUGGGGAGCACUAAUCGAAGGUCCACGUAUUGGGAGAUUCGACCACGCUGGCCGAUCUGUGGCCUUGCGGGGUCACAGUGCUUCUCUUGUUGUUCUGGGAACCUUCAUGCUCUGGUUUGGUUGGUACGGAUUCAACCCAGGUUCGUUUCUGCAAAUCCUGAAGCCUUACAACACAGGAACAUACUACGGUCAAUGGAGCGCCGUGGGACGAACGGCUGUGACGACUACCUUGGCCGGCUGUACGGCUGCGCUCACUACCUUGUUUGGGAAACGAUUGAUGUCUGGUCACUGGAAUGUCACCGACGUCUGUAAUGGUCUUUUGGGUGGAUUUGCAGCGAUCACCGGCGGUUGCUCUGUUGUAGAGCCAUGGGCAGCGAUCAUCUGUGGUUUCGUGGCUGCUUGGGUCUUGAUUGGUUGCAAUAAGCUUGCAGAGAAGUAUAAAUACGAUGACCCACUUGAGGCAGCACAGCUCCAUGGGGGUUGUGGAGCUUGGGGGAUCAUAUUCACAGCUCUGUUCGCGAGGAAAGCUUACGUUAAUGAAGUUUAUGCAGAAGGGAGGCCUUCUGGGUUGUUCAUGGGUGGUGGUGGGAAGCUUUUGGCUGCUCAUAUUAUUCAGAUUCUGGUGAUUUUUGGUUGGGUGAGUGUCACCAUGGGUCCUCUGUUUUAUGUUCUUCAUCGGUUGAAGCUGUUGAGAAUUUCUGCAGAUGAUGAAAUGGCAGGGAUGGAUCUGACACGGCAUGGUGGUUUCGCUUAUGCGUAUCAAGAAGAGGAUGAUCCGAUGAUGAAGCAGGGGAUAAUGUUGAGAAAAGUAGAACCCACCAUUAACAAUGGAUCUUCACCAUCUGUAUGAUCAUAAAAAGCUUUAAUGGUUUCUAAUUUUUUUAAUCAAUUUCCUUUUUUUAUUUUAAUUGGUAGGGGUGGGGAGUGGGGGGAUAUAUUAUAUGAUUAUAUAUAUGGAUUGGAUUGUGUCUAUUCUGUGGUGGAAAUUGGGAGAUGAACAUGGCUGCUCUAUAAUUCUUUUGGACUAGUAUGGUUUUCUUAAAGUAGUUCUUUAUUGUGGUGGUGGUGACUGGUGAGUGGAGACACGAAAAAAAACAAAAAAAAGGACUGUGAUGGUUAUGGACUCAUUUGGUGUUUCAACUUUUUGUAAAGAUACUUGGUCCUUCUAGUGGAGUUAAAUCCCUUUUAAUUUUAUUUCAUUUACUUUAUCC
Messenger RNA from Macadamia integrifolia, 2163 nucleotides. Its product is annotated as ammonium transporter 1 member 1-like. The transcript has a single exon. The coding region runs from base 297 to 1802 and encodes 501 amino acids. NCBI's taxonomy places the organism in Eukaryota, Viridiplantae, Streptophyta, Magnoliopsida, Proteales, Proteaceae. Gene Ontology annotation, biological process: ammonium homeostasis; ammonium transmembrane transport. Gene Ontology annotation, molecular function: ammonium channel activity. The record is from RefSeq and is a predicted model, not a curated record. Gene Ontology annotation, cellular component: membrane.